GAUCGUCAUAGGGUAGUAGGCCCCCACGGACAUAUUAUAAAUAUAAAUACAAAAUGGAUUUUCUACAAGUCAACUACGAUAAGUACAAUAAAAUAUGGACGGGCCAGAAAAUGUCAUCACUCUACAAUAUGGAAGAUAAUUCGCUGGGUAGAAUUUUGUUCACUCAAAUGAAAAUGCAUCCGAGUAAGGUGAUACAGAUCGAUGACAUUGAUGGCAAGGUCUCCACCAAUCAGGAAAUGUUGUCAUUGGCCAUACGCUUUGCACUUUAUUUAAAAGGCCGCCGAAUGGCAAGUGAAGAUAUCAUUGGCAUUGCUGCACGUAACACCACCUAUUUGACUCCGGUGGUAUUGGGUUGUCUCUUCAACGGGACACCAUUUCAUGCCGUCAAUCCCAACUUUCAGGAAGCUUCCAUUGCCCACUGCUUUGCCAUAACUAAACCGCCAAUUAUCUUCUGUGAUGGCAGGGAUUAUAAAAAGAUACACACAACAACAAAAUCGUUUAAACCCGAAAUAUAUACCAUAAGUGAACAUGUCGAGGGUGUACCCACUGUAAUGGAUCUCUUCGUGCCGAACCAAAUGGAAUAUUUUUAUGCACCACAAAGUCCCACAAUGGGGGCUGAACAAACCGUUGCCAUUUUGUGCUCCUCCGGAACAACUGGUCUACCCAAGGCCGUUACAGUGGCCGGUCCCAAACUAUCACUUGAAUAUCCUUUAUUAAAUUCCGAUGAUGUCUUCUAUGCCGCCAGUGGCGUGGAUUGGAUGAGUGGCCUAUCUUGUCUGUUGUGGAAUUGCUAUACAGGCUGUACCCGUAUUCUGACUAGUAAACCCUUCUCUGCUUGCUAUUUUGUGGAGCUGGUUAAAAAAUACAAAAUAUCUUCGAUUUUCUUGGCACCCAUGCAUGUGGUGGCCCUAAAUGAAUGUCCCGAUUUCAGGGCAGAAAAUGUAUCAACCAUUCGUGCCGUCCAAGCUGGCGGUGGUUAUGUUUCAGAGGAAAAUUUUAGAAAAUUACAAAAAAUCAUACCUAAAGCGGUGAUUGGCUUCGGCUAUGGUCUCACCGAAGUUGGUGGCAUUGCUGGCAAAUAUGGUAUCGUACACGGCAAGGCAGUGGGAAAAAUAAUACCCAAUGUCCAGGUGCAAAUCGUCGAUGAUGACGGCAAACGUUUGGGACCCAAUGAAGUGGGCGAAGUGGUGGCCAAGGUACCCUGCCGUUGGGCCGGUUAUUAUGGCAAUCCCAUUGAAACUCAGCGUGUCAUGGACUCCUUGGGUUGGAUUCGAACCGGUGAUCUGGGUUAUGUUGACGAUGAGGGCUAUAUGUUCAUAGUGGAUCGCAAAAAAGAUAUUUUGAAAUAUCGCAGUCUUCACUAUUGGCCGGGUGAAAUUGAGAAUGCCAUACGGGAAUUGCCCGAGGUGGCGGAUUGUUGUGUGGUUGGCAUCUUCGAUGAUAGGGUCGGCGAUGUACCCGGUGCCCUGGUGAUCAGGAGGAAGGGCAGCAAAUUGACCGAACAACAAAUUAUCGAUCAUGUUAAGACGCGAUUGGUGGAACCCGAGAAGCAGCUGCAUAAUGGAGUAUAUUUCGUGGAUGAUCUGCCCCAAAACAGCAAUGGAAAGGUGGUGAAACGUGAAGUCAGAGAAAUAUUUAAAUCAUUAAUGGCUCAAAAUUUAGAUCGUUGAGCAAUUAAAAAAAAUUGUACUAUUUUAGUUAAGUAAAUUAUUUAAUUAUUUCAUAACAAAAAUAUAAAAAAUAAAAUUUAGAAAAAUUAAA
Molecule: messenger RNA, 1761 nt
Organism: Musca domestica (house fly)
Lineage: Eukaryota; Metazoa; Arthropoda; Insecta; Diptera; Muscidae
Exons: 5
Coding region: 54-1670 (538 amino acids)
Biological process (GO): long-chain fatty acid metabolic process; fatty-acyl-CoA biosynthetic process
Molecular function (GO): long-chain fatty acid-CoA ligase activity
Source: RefSeq, a predicted model, not a curated record